Momordica charantia (bitter melon) is the source of this 7650-nucleotide messenger RNA. RefSeq names its product neuroblastoma-amplified sequence protein. Gene Ontology annotation, biological process: retrograde vesicle-mediated transport, Golgi to endoplasmic reticulum. Gene Ontology annotation, cellular component: Dsl1/NZR complex. The record is from RefSeq and is a predicted model, not a curated record. NCBI's taxonomy places the organism in Eukaryota, Viridiplantae, Streptophyta, Magnoliopsida, Cucurbitales, Cucurbitaceae. Gene Ontology annotation, molecular function: SNARE binding.
UCUCCCUCUGUCUCUCUCUCUGAAUGUCUACGAUCUCCGGAGAGAGAGAAAACGCAAAUUUGGCCAUGGAGGAGCCUGAACGGAAAGUACUUUUCGAAACGCGUCGUCACGCCUCCAGACCGUUCCGUCCCAAUUAUCCUCCUCAGCAGGCGAACGAGGGUGCUAAAGGGAGCUUCCUAUCUCUGUUUCGUAUUGGAGUGGCUGGCAGACUUUGGGAUAAAUGGAUUGGAUCUAACAAACCGCUGAGAAUAGGAAGAUCAGUAUCAUUAUUUAUUUCUUCAAGUGGGGAACGUGUGGCGGUGGCUGCUGGAAAUCAGAUAACAAUAUUGCGGAAGGAAGAUGACUACUUGGAUCCAUUUGGAAUUUUUAUUGACGCCAAUGUUACUUCAUUCACUAUGGGAGCUUGGUCCGACAGUUGCAAUGUUCUUGGAGUCACUGACGAUACUGAUACUAUAUAUUUUAUCAAAUCAAAUGGUGAAGAAAUAGCAAGACUUCCAAGGAGGCAAUUAAAGUUUUCUCUGCCUAUAAUAGGCUUGGUUGGAAAGGAGGAUUCUGAUACUCGAAGAUCUUACUUGUGUAGCUUCAUCAUUGUUGCAUCAGAUGGCUCCAUUCGUCAUAUAGAGAUCAGUAAAGAGCCAAAUAUAUCUUUUUCCUCUGCACACUCCUCAAACAGUGGGUUGACUCCAAAGAUCCAAUUUCCAAACAGAGUUUUCUGCUUCGAUUAUUAUUCUGACCUUUCUUUGUUUGUCGUCAUUGGUAGUUUUAGCGCCGCUAUACCUUCCAGUAGAAAGUCUGGAUCCUGUUAUCUUUCUCUUUGGCGUGGUGGGAUAUUAGAUUUGGAGCCAUUAUGUUCGAUUCAGUUUGACGGUUUAUACUCUGUACCAAAAGGAUAUGAAGGUCGAACUUCAUAUUCAAAGCUGCAAGUUUCACCAAAGGCACAAUUCAUUGCCACUCUAGAUGUGACUGGAAAAUUGUACAUUUUUAAUCUGGAUAGGGAGAACUUUACCAUUUCUAGCUUUUCUUCUCCACAGAAACAUGACUCUCAGGCGACAAAUGAUAUAUUAAAUGGAGUAAACAAGAUUCUAAGUGACAUUUUGGAUUUUACAUGGUGGUCUGAUCAUAUACUUACAAUUGCAAGGAGAAAUGGUCUUGUUGCUAUGCUUGACAUCCUCAGUGGUAUAAAAGUUCAGGAGGACAGUCCUGUAUUUUCCAGGCCUAUCAUAGAAAGGAUACAGCUGUUAGAAGGCCAAAUUUUUCUUUUAGAGUGUUCAGAAAAUAAAGGGAUAUCAGAUCCAGCUAAAUAUAAGGAAGAUAUUGACUUGCAUCACAUGGAUAAUAUGAUGGAAGGGUCAAUUAAUAAUUUUGACAUAUCUCGGCUGCAAUGGAGCUUGCUAUCACUGACGCAGAGAUCUGUUUUUGAAAUGUACAAUAUCUUAAUUAGAAAUGAGAAGUAUCAAGAUGCCUUGAAUUUUGCUGAUUGCUAUGGAUUGGAUAAAGAUGACAUUCUGAAGUCACAGUGGUUGCAUUCUGAUCAAGGAAUUAAUGAUAUAAAUGCAUAUCUGUCAAAGAUAAAGGAUCAAAUUUUCAUUCUUUCUGAAUGUAUAGAAAAAGUUGGACCAACAGAAGAUGCUGUAAAGGCAAUGCUUGAUUAUGCAUUGAAACUAACUAACCAUUACCAGUUUUUUGAAGUAGAAGAUCUUGAAAGCAGUGAUACAUGGAAUUUUCGCUUGGCUAGACUUCGGUUAUUGCAAUUCAAGGACAGACUGGAAACAUAUCUUGGCAUAAAUAUGGGCAGGUUUUCUGUGCAGGAAUACAGUGACUUCCGUAUGAAGCCUAUCAAGGAUGCUGCAGUCAAUCUUGCCGAAAAUGGAAAAAUUGGGGCCUUAAACCUCUUGUUCAAGCGCCAUACAUAUUCUAUGAAUCCUUUCUUGUUAGAAAUUUUAUCUGCUAUUCCCGAAACAGUUCCUGUGCAGAGUUAUAUGCAGCUUCUUCCGGGAAGAUCUCCUCCUACUAGCAUUGCAGUGAGGGAAGAGGACUGGGUUGAAUGUGAGAAGAUGUUAAACUUUAUAAUGAAAUUACCUGAAAGUCAUGAGCUUAGUUCACAGAUUAAAACUGAACCUAUUGUCAAGAAACAACUAGGACUUGUCUGGCCUUCAAUUAGUGAACUUGCCAUGUGGUACAUGAAAAGAGCUAGAGACAUUGAUACUUUUAGUGGACAGCUUGACAAUUGUCUCUGCUUGCUUGAUUCUGCUAAUCAAAAAGGUAUUCAUGAACUACAAGAGUUUUAUGAGGAUGUCAGUUACUUGCACCAGAUAAUUUAUUCUGAAGGAGGCGAUGAUAAUAUCUGCAUUAAUCUUGUUUCUUGGGAACGUUUGUCUUCUUAUGAUAAAUUUAAAUUGAUGCUGAAGGGUAUAAAGGAGGAAAAUAUAAUCAGAAGGUUAAUUGAAAAGGCAGUUCCGUUCAUGAGAAAAAGAUCAAUUGAUAGGACCUCAAUUCCUAAAGAUUGGCUAAAAGAGUCUGACCUUUUGGAAAACCACGAUACAACUGAGUCAUUUCUGUUUAAAUGGAUGAAGGAAAUAGCUUUGGAGAAUAAGUUGGACAUAUGCCUGUUGGUCAUUGAAGAAGGGUGCAGAGACUUUGAAACUAGUGAUUUUUUUGGAAGUGAGAUUGAAGCCGUGGACUGUGCAUUGCAGUGCAUAUAUUUGUCUACAGUAACUGAUAGAUGGAGUACUAUGGCAGGCAUUUUAUCAAUACUCCCUCAAGUGCAAGACACCAAAUUUCCCGAGGACUUGAAAAGAAGACUCAAGCUGGCAGAAGGCCAUGUUGAAGCAGGAAGGCUUUUGUCAUUUUACCAGGUCCCAAAGCCAAUGCAUUUUUUCUUAGAAGCUCAAGAUGAUGGUAAAGGUGUAAAACAAAUCCUGCGCCUUAUACUCUCAAAGUUUAUUCGUCGACAGUCCAGCCGAUCAGAUAAUGAUUGGGCGAGUAUGUGGCGUGACAUGCAGUGUCUGAGGGAGAAGGCAUUUCCUUUUCUGGAGCUGGAGUACUUGUUGAUAGAAUUCUGUCGGGGACUGCUAAAGGCUGGGAAAUUUUCGCUGGCAAGGAACUACUUAAAAGGUACAAGCUCGGUUACUUUGGCAGUAGAGAAGGCAGAAAAUCUUGUCAUUCAAGCUGCUAGAGAGUAUUUUUUCGCUGCUUCAAGUCUUAAUGGCCCAGAAGUCUGGAAGGCGAAAGAGUGUCUCAACAUAUUUCCAAGUAGUAGACAUGUGAAAGCAGAGGUUGAUAUUAUUGAUGCACUCAUAGAGUUACUACCAAGCCUUGGAGUGACUCUUUUGCCCAUGCAAUUCAGACAAAUAAAAGAUCCAAUGGACAUCAUAAAAAUGGUGAUUUCAAGUCAGACUGGAGCUUAUAUACAUGUUGAUGAACUCAUUCAGGUUGGCAAGCUUCUUGGAUUGAGCUCUCCAACAGAGAUAUCAGAAGUUGAAGAAGCUAUUGCUAGAGAAGCUGCAGUUGCUGGUGAUCUGCAAUUGGCAUUUGAUCUCUGCCUCAGUUUAACAAAGAAAGGGCAUGGUUCCGUUUGGGAUUUGUGUGCUGCAAUAGCAAGGGGUCCUUCCCUUGAGAAUAUGGAUAUUAAUUCUCGAAAGCAUCUACUAGGUUUUGCUUUGAGCCAUUGCGAUGAGGAAUCAAUUUCUGAACUCCUCCAUGCAUGGAAAGAACUUGAUAUGCAAGGGCAGUGCAAGAAAUUAUUGAUGAUGUCUGGGACAGACUGUUUGGAUCUUCCAAUACAAAAUUCUUUGCUUUCCUCGCUUCAAGGAAACGGUAUUCAAAAUAUUGGCGACUUCAAAGAUUGUGUUGAACUAGUUGAAGGUGUCAGCAUGGGUGGUCAAGAAUCUCUUUUAGAUGGUAUAAUGCAUAUCCUAUUUUUUGUUGCAAAAGACUUGCCCGUAGAAAAUAGGACUAAAUUGAGAACAUUUCUGAGAGAGAAUGGAAAAAUUUUGUCAUUUACUUAUUUGCAACUCCCUAGGUUGCUUGAACUGAGUAAGAAUGCAGAAAUUAAGGAAUUACAUCCUGGAACACAAUACUCGAGUUUAAGAACGCAAGCUAUUGUUACAAUUUUGUCAUGGUUAGCUAGGAAUGGGAUUGUUCCUAAAGACAGCUUGGUCACAUCUCUCGCAAAAUCUGUUAUGGAAUCUCCUAUGAAGGAGGCAGAUUUAAUUGGCUGUAUGCUGUUGUUGAAUCUUGUGGACGCUUUUAAUGGGGUUGAAGUUUUUGAAGAGCAAUUAAGGACAAGGGAAGACUACCAAGAAGCCUGCAGCAUAAUGGCCGUGGGAAUGACGUAUUGUUUGUUGCACGACUCUGGAGUUGAGUGCAAUAGUCCAGCUCAGAGGAGGCAGCUGCUUCUUGAAAAGUUUAAAGACAAGAACAGUUUUAGUUCUGAUCAAAGUAGAAAAACUAACACAGUGGAAUCAACGUUUUGGCGGGAGUGGAAACUGAAGUUAGAAGAACAGAAACGUGUUGCUGAUCAUUCUAGAACAUUGGAGAAUAUUAUUCCUGGAGUUGAAACGUCACGCUUUUUAUCUGGAGAUCGUUAUUACAUUGAGAGUGUUGUUCUGUCCCUAAUUGAAUCAGUAAAUUUGGAGAAGAAACAUAUUUUGAAGGAUAUUCUACAUUUAGCUAAUACCUAUGGCAUGAAUCGCACUGAGGUGCUACUAAAAUAUCUAUGUUCUAUCCUUGUUUCAGAGGUUUGGAAUAACGAGGAUAUUAUGGUUGAAAUCUCAGAAUUCAGAGAGGAGAUUAUUGGUUGUGCUGCAGAAACCAUUGAAAUUAUUUCCACAGUUGUGUAUCCAGCUAUUGAUGGGACCGAUAAGUUGCGGCUACAUUGUAUAUAUGGAUUGCUCUCUGACUGCUACUUGAAGCUGGAAAAGGCUGGUGGGUUACCACAAAAGACACAACCUGACGAAGUAUAUGCAUCCAAUUUCAGCUUGGCUCGUUUUUAUAAGAUUGUUGAGCAAGAAUGCAGACGAGUUGCCGUCAUAAAGAAUCUUAACUUCAAAAAUAUUGCUGGAUUAAGUGGGCUGAAUUUUCAACACUUCAGUAGUGAAAUCUCCUUGCAUGUUGAUGAUGGUAAUGUAGAAGCUUUGGCACAGUUGGUAGAGACCCUUGCUGGUAUCUAUUCUGAUCCAGUACCUGAGGGUCUCAUAUGUUCUCAGGACAUUUAUAAACACUACAUCUUUAAGCUAUUAACGACCCUGGAGACUAGAAUAAGAACUGAUUUGAAGAAUAAAAGCCCGGAGAACUUUCAGUCUGCUGUGAGUCAACUUGAGCAAAGUUAUGACUUGAGCUCUACUUAUAUUAGAUUGUUGUCGCAUUCAGAUGCUUUGGAUGUUAUGAAGCAGUAUUUCACUGUAAUAUUACCUCUGUAUAGUAACUAUGGAGAUAUACCCGAUAACUCGGCGUGGCAGGAGUGCCUCAUCAUCCUUUUGAAUUUUUAUAUUAGAUUGGUAGAUGAAAUAAGAGAGAUUGAAACCAGAGGUGAAUGUUUGAAGUUUAAUCCCGAGUGCUUAAAGAUUUGUCUAAAGGUUCUUAUUAGAUUGGUUAUAGAGGAUAGUGUCUCGCCAAGCGAGGGUUGGAACACCAUUGUAAACUAUGCUACUUAUGGAUUGCUAGAUGAUUCUGCUUUCAGAGCUUUUGUUUUGUGCAGAGCUAUGGUUUUUUCUCGCUGUGCUUUUGGAGCCGUGGAACAGGUGUUUUCUGAGGCAAUAUCACUAUAUCCCGCUACUUUGACUUUAGGCACAGAGAUUGAGAUCCGGGAUCUUCCUCGUCUUUACCUGAACAUUUUGGAGCCUGUUCUACUAGACUUGGCCAAUUACUCCCAUGAGCACCAGAAUUUGCACCAUCUAUUAUCAUCCCUUAGUAGAUUAGAAGGUGAUCUGGAGAAUUUAAGGAGUACCAGACGUACAGUUUGGGAAAGAAUGGCAGAGUUCUCUGAUGAUCUGCAAUUACCCAGCUCUGUUCGUGUCUAUGUAUUAGAACUUAUGCAGUACAUCACAGGUAGAAAUAUCAAAGGUUUCUCAUCCGAUAUACAGUAUAAUGUUCCACCUUGGGAAGGCUGGGACCAGCUCCAGUAUACAACUAAGGAGAGUGAAACAACAACUAUUCCAUCAACAUUAGAUGAUAAAGAUACUUCUAGCAGGUUUACGAGUACUUUAGUUGCCCUAAAGUCAACUCAACUUGUAGCGAAAAUCUCACCCAGCUUAGAAGUCACAUCCGACAACCUUUCGAGUAUUGAGACUACGGUUACUUGCUUCAAAGAAUUGUGUGUAGCUGCAACUACAGAUAUUCAUGCAGAUAUUUUGCUGGCCAUUCUGGCAGAAUGGGAAGGACUUUUCCUGAUUGAGAGAGAUGAAGCUGAAGCCUCUGCAUCAGUCGGUGGAGGAAAUGACUGGAGUGUAGAUGGUUGGGAUGAAGGCUGGGAAAGUUUUCAGGAAGCAGAACUGGCAGAGAGUAAAGGGAGAGAGACUUCCCCUUCACUUAACCCUUUACAUGUCUGCUGGACAGAAAUUUUCAAGAAACUUGUUUCUCUUUCUCGGCCUAAGGAUGUGCUAAGAUUUGUUGACGAGUCUUUGUCAAAAUCUAGUUGGAUAUUGCUUGAUGAAAAUGAUGCCAAAGCUCUGAGCCACAUUUUGAACGAGAAAGAUUGUUUUGUGGCUUUGGAGGUGGCGAUGCUGUUGCCUUAUGAAGCAUUAAAAUUGCAGUGUCUGAAUGCAGUUGAAAGCAAAUUGAAGCGAGAUGGAAUCUCAGAUGACUUGGGCGGAGACCCUGAAAUUUUAUUGCUUAUAUUAUCCUCUGGAUUUGUAUUGAGAAUUGUCCUCGAUUCUUCUUAUGAUAGCACUUUCUCCUAUCUCUGUUAUCUGGUGGGAAAAUUUUCUCGUCGCUUUCAAGAGGACCAAUUAGCAUACCUCAAACAGAAGGGGAGGAGCGCAAGUGAUAACAAUAGGAGGGACUUGCAGCUUUUCAGGAAGAUUGCCUUCCCCAUCUUCAUAUCAGAGCUUGUAAAGGCUGAUCAAUCUGUUCUUGCUGCACUUAUGGUUACAAAAUUUAUGCACACAAAUACUUCUGUGUGUCUUUUGAACGUUGCAGAGGCUAGUCUUCGUCAAUAUUUGAAGAGGGAGCUCCACGCAGUACAGAAUGAUGAAUCUGGUGAAUUGGUGCAUGAAAUUUUGAGAUACACUGUUUCCAGCUUGAGAGAGAAGCUGGGAAGCCUAAUCGAAACGGCAUUGUUGUUGCUUUCUCGAAAUUGAGAUGAUUUCUUACAAGUUAGGCAACACGAAUUGGGAUUAAGCGAAGGUUUGUUUUAGUUUCACUGUCAUUGAGCUUAUAAGAUUUUUAUUUUAGUUGAACAGAGUGAGUUGUACAUUAGGCAUUUGGUUUCCAAAUACAGAAAAAUAUGUGAUAUAGGUUAGUUAUGUGUAAAUCCCUCUUUUUCACUGUUCGGGCUGUGUUAAUAUAUCGGGCUAGUUAUGGGCUGAACGUAUGUAUAGGUGGUUUUGGUUUCACGGCUCUUUAUUACGAGUCCUAACAACAUAUAGGAUGGAGAUUCGAACUUCCUAACUUUAGAUCGAGAAUGUAUGCAUAUUUUAAUUAGUUGAGUUA